CCGAGCCUUCUACCCUCUGUGAGCAUUUGAAUUGAUAACUACCGCCAGUACUAUAAAUAAACCAAUAUUUUUUUUUUUCAAAUUGUGACUAUAUAGUAAGUGAGCUAUGUCUUCGCUGGAGCACAUAGCAAACUUCGUAUGGAUAUUAACAACAAAAGGUGGUGUGCGGCGCGUUGCGUGAGGACCCUGCUCAGAAUGUCACGCGCGAACCAUCGACGAAGAAGAUGAAGUGUGUUCUCUCAGCAGGACGGAUUCCCCAACUCCUCCUGUUUCGACUAUCCGCCAUCCAGCAAAAUGCUGAAGAUAUUGGACAAGACUAUUUAUGCCUGCUAGGCUGUGUUUGCAUGACCAUCGGCUUCUUGCUAUCAGUAGUCACAGUCAUCGUCCUCGUCAUGAACGGUUUGUCAAACAGCCCCGAAAUGACCCAAGAUGAUGAGGGUAGCGGUGGGUCAUCGUCGUCGUCGUCUUACCCAUCAUACCCGUACCCAACCCGUGCAACCGUUCAAGUCUUCGUAGAGAGUUCGCUGCCUGUGCUCCUCAAUGUGGUGAUGUCAGUUGAACCGCCGAUACCAACAGUGCCCACUAUGUUAACAGUGCCAGCAACGACACCGAACGAGACGACUAUUCCGGCUCGCCCUCCCCCUCCGACUACACCUGAAACUGUGCUUCCUGGAGAAUACUACGAGGAGACUGACACAACUGGAGAUGACUACGACUACACUCCACCUCCCGCGAACUAUUCAGAUUCGACGACACCUGUCCACAUCCCACUGUUGUGCACGGUGAGCGUGAUGAUCAAGGGAUCCAGCGCGCUGCCGGACGACGGCCUGUGUGACGUCAUCUUCUACGACUCAUUCUAUGUGAAGAACGAUCCUCUCAGCUGGCAGGACGCUCACCUGGAUCAUUUUUUGGACUCGGGCAAACAGAUGCUAACCACCGGCAUCGGCGUCUCCCUUUCACCGGUGAACGGCAAACUGUUCAUUGAUGCCUUCGCACCGGCUUUCCUGUCUAUCAUCGACAAGUUCUUGAAAAGAGGAGUGUAUAGCUUUGGCAUGCUGAAUGUCCAUGGCAAAUAUACUGCCGCGGCUGAUUUGGCAAAAUGCCUCGAUAUUCUACAGGUACGCUUCGCAGAUGGCCUUCGUAUAGAAAAUCUAGCAAAAAUGGAGAUACAAAAGAAUUUAUAGUUUUUGUCUCCUGUUAGGCAAUAGAGAUUACCGCCUUGAUAGUAUAGAAUUGCAGUGUCACUAAAAAGUCGCAGUUUCGCCCGAAAGGCGAAGUAUCAAUUGCGAUAGCAAAUUAGUAGAGAGCUAUACGGAGUAAGGAUAGUUUUACCGGCGGUAUAAACUUGGACACAUUCGCUUACUAACUGAAUUAACAAGCAUGGUGUCAGCGCGCACAAGCAAACGCUCGACGAUCCCACUCGACGACCGCAGGCAACCGCUGUCAAAACGCUGGCGUGAAACAGCGCAACAGUAGCAGCGAGCGAAGGUUCGUGCGGCCUAUCGCUUCAACGGAAACUGAGCGGCGAAAGCACAGCGCAUACAAAGCUAUGAGCCGUCUGCAGAUCGCUUUCAAGAUACGGUGCGGGCGACCGGCCGCAGUCGCUCAAAGCACAAAUGCGCAGUUGUGGACAGAGUAGAAGACGUACCCCUCCAUCUCGCGUUGCCUCCCCGCUUUCCUCCUUUCAAGCUGAAGCAACUGCUUCGUCGCAUUCAUCUCUAACUCUUCCGUGAUAUCUGUACUUUUCCUUCGUUAAAUGCCGCUGCGGUAUCAAAAACCUUAAGGUAAUCAUGUAUUUCAGGCUGCGCAUAGCUGUUGAUGUAUUAAAGGCAUCAGC
This is a messenger RNA of Dermacentor silvarum, 1837 nucleotides long. RefSeq lists its product as uncharacterized. NCBI's taxonomy places the organism in Eukaryota, Metazoa, Arthropoda, Arachnida, Ixodida, Ixodidae. The record is from RefSeq and is a predicted model, not a curated record. The transcript is spliced from 5 exons. The coding region runs from base 225 to 1184 and encodes 319 amino acids.